CAGAGGAAAAUAGAGAGAAAAAUAUCGAAGGAAUUAUGGAGGGAAUUAUGGAAGGAAAUACAAAGGGAAAUAUGGAGGAAAAUAGGGAGGGAAUUAUAAAGGGAAUUGUAGAGGAAAAUACGGAGAGAAAUACGGAGGAAAAUAGAGAGGGAAUUAUAGAGAGAAAUACGGAGGAAAAUAUGGAGAAAAAUGCGGGAGAAAGUAUAGAAAAAAAUAUAGCUAAUGAAAAAGCAAGAAUGAAAUUAGCAAUCGAGGAACUGGACAAUUUAUUAAAAAAGGAUGAUGAACAUAUGGAUAAAGGAACUAAGGUUCACUUACAAGCAUCACUGCAAUACUUGCGGUUAAGACACCAAGGUUGGACUAAAAUUCACGCAAGUGCGACAAUUGCUAGCUCAUUAGGCUGGGGCGAUUAUAAAGCAAGAUUACCAAAGGAUAAUCGUGGAAAGUUCAUAAAGGUAGUGAGUCUUAUUGAUGAUGAAAGGAUAUCUUUAAAGGUGUUGAAAAAAAGACAACUAUCAGUGAAAGAACCACGUCAAUAUGGCUCAACAAGUUGGGAUAGUACUAUAAGGAAACCUCUUCUUAUUGAAUACGAUAAAAAUGAUCUGAAUAAAUUAGUUGAAAAAAUAUUCCCUAAUGAAAUGCCACAUUGUGUAAUAACACAUGAUGAAACAACAUUAGCCGCAAACGAUAAUAAAAAGACCGGAUGGGCUCCUGAAAGUAAACAAAAACUACGUCCAAAAGGACGAGGUAGAUGCAUUCACAUUAGUGAAUUUUUAUGUGAGCCUUUGGGGCGUGUUCAUUUAACUACAGAACAACACUUAUCCUAUCCAGAAAUUCCAAACAGAUAUGUUACAGAAAUUCUUGAAGUUGGUGCAAACCACGACGAUUAUUGGAAUAUUCAAUUGCUUGCUAAACAACUUAAACACGUGAUUGAUAUUUUGAAAAUUGCACACCCAAUACAAUCUUUGUUUUUGGAAGAUGCGUUAGUAGCAAGUAGAAUGAAUGUAAAAUAUGGUGAAAAACAGCUGCGAAUGCAUCCUGGUCGAUUACCUGAUG
This is a messenger RNA of Racocetra persica, 1056 nucleotides long. The record is from the annotation of a GenBank genome assembly. Lineage: Eukaryota; Fungi; Glomeromycota; Glomeromycetes; Diversisporales; Gigasporaceae.